AUGGGAAAAGCAGCUGUUGAUGGUAAGAAACCAAAAGCAGUCAAAAAGAUGAAAGAUCCAAAUGCCCCGAAACGGGCAAUGUCGGCUUUCUUCAUUUGGAUGAACGAGAAUCGUGACCGGAUCAAAAAGCCCGGCAUGAGCGUGGGUGAUGUUGCUAAAGCUGCGGGUAUCGAAUGGGCAGCGAUGACAGAUAAAUCAGUUAGUUUUCCAUUUUUGGUAAAAAUAACAGGAGAAUAUUGCAGUGAAAGCAUGUUGCUUGGACAUCUUUGA
Messenger RNA from Cercopithifilaria johnstoni, 270 nucleotides. The record is from the annotation of a GenBank genome assembly. NCBI's taxonomy places the organism in Eukaryota, Metazoa, Nematoda, Chromadorea, Rhabditida, Onchocercidae.